This is a messenger RNA of Microthlaspi erraticum, 825 nucleotides long. The record is from the annotation of a GenBank genome assembly. Lineage: Eukaryota; Viridiplantae; Streptophyta; Magnoliopsida; Brassicales; Brassicaceae.
AUGUCUAGCUUUCUACUUCCGUUGGAAGUAUGCGACCAACUCACAAGCGCAAUAGCCAGAAUCUGGUGGAGCUCUGAUGCAGAAAGAAGAGGAAUUCAUUGGACAACUUGGGACAAGAUGUGCAUAUCUAAAGAAGAUGGGGGCACAGGCUUCAGGGACAUUCAUGACUUUAAUUUAGCCCUGCUGGCAAAGCAACUAUGGAGACUCUUACGGUUUUCAGAGUCUUUAUUGGCAAGAGUCUUGCGAGGAAAGUACUUCCCUUAUAGUACACCGCUUAGAGCAGGCCACACUGACUCCCCGUCGUACGGAUGGAGAAGUAUCCUAGCGGCUAGACCACUGCUAACAAUGGGGAUCCUGCAGAAAGUCCACUCUGGACUCAAUACUAGAGCUUGGGAGGAUCCUUGGAUCCCAACUAUCCCAGCCAGACAUGCAAACGCAAGGAUUCCGAUUGUCCAUCCUAGGAUGACCGUUAGCGAUUUCAUAAACAGAGAGACAAAGGAUUGGAAUGUAGGAAUGCUCGAAGAAUACAUGGAGCCAGAAGACAUUCCCAUUAUACGAAAUGGUGAGAUCUUUGAGGUUGAAGAAGUGGUGACUCUCCAGUUGCACACGAUAGCUCAUAUGAUGGAAGACAACUGCGUCAACAUCACUGGUGAUAUCCUCUCCAAAGUGAUCGGGUACUGCAAGAAACACAUUAUCGUCAUCCCCAGUGGUGAUGGUGGUUCGUCUGAAGCAGAACUCAAAGAGUGGGAUACUAAGUUUACGAGUGAUAUUGCUCAAUCGACGCUCUUUCAUCUUAUUUUGGCUGCUAGUUUUCUAAACAUUUAA